AUUACUUUCCUCUCCAAAAUUGACGAGACUAAAGCGAUUCCGACAUGCACAUUUAUUGAUAAGAGCAAUUUAUGACUGUGCCAGACCGCACUAAACUUUUGGUUUUCAGAAGAAAGUGAGUUCCUUACAAGCUCUUGAGGUGACGUUGCGCUCGGCUGGGUCAAGUUUUUCAUUCAUUCUCGCUUUCGCUCCAGCUAUCUCUGAUAUCUGUCGCGACCGCGCCUCCGCAGACGUAACAAGGAUGUUUCGGUGCAGGCCUGCGCAUAUCUUACCAGCUAUGCAUGAAAUCGGACCGCAACCUCGUUUAUCGUAAAGAGAUCUGGGGGCUCGCCGCUGCUAUAUAUACCGUCCCCGUGUCCAUAUAGCGGCUUAUGCGCCGCGGAGUCUGACGAACUGAAUAAUUGGAGCACCUGUCUGUGCUCGACACAGCCGAUCGCCUUGUCUUCCUAUCCGCAAACGCUCGCACUUCUUUGUGGCAGCGGGUGGUUGUUAGGCACAGCAGCAACACCCUCAGCAGGCGGUGAGCAAGGGACUCGGCAGCGAGAUCACGCGCGGGAAAUAGCUUUAGGUGCGGGCCGCUGAAGGUUACCACUGCCUUGAGCCUCAGCGGCACGCAGCAUGGAAUUUUUGCUUGGCGGACUGGCCGCGUGUGGUGCUGGCUUUUUCACCAAUCCUUUGGAAGUGGUCAAGACACGUAUUCAGUUGCAGGGCGAGCUGCAGGCUCGCGGACACUACACAGUUCACUACCGCAAUGUGUUUCACGCGUUCUACGCCAUCGGCAAGCACGACGGCCUCCGGGCGCUGCAGAGCGGCCUGUCGCCGGCACUGUGGUACCAGUUCUUUAUGAAUGGCACCCGCCUGGGCGCCUACCACAUCAUGGAAGACCUGCAACUCACCAAGAACAAGAACGGCAGCAUCAACGUGCCCUGCAGCAUCGCGGCUGGCGCCGUGGCCGGCUGCGUUGGCGCCUUCGUGGGGAGUCCCCUCUACCUGGUCAAGGUGCAGCUGCAGGCACAGUCAGCAACGUCCAUAGCUGUGGGCUACCAGCACAACCAUGAGGGUAUGCUGGCGGCAUUUCUGCGCAUCUACCGCAGAGACCACCUACGUGGCCUGUGGCGAGGCGUGAAUGCUGCCUUGCUUCGAGUCUCCUCUGGCUCAGCGGUACAGCUGACGACAUUCUCCAAGAUCAGGUCUCAGAUCAACCACAUCGCUAUAUUUCGAGAGCGGUCCUGGCUUGAAGCACUCGUGGCCAGUUCAGCAAGUGGGUUGGUGGUUGUGGCCACCAUGACUCCAUUUGACGUCUGCUGCACGCGUCUGUACAACCAGCCUACAGAUGCUACUGGCAAAGGCCUCAUGUAUAAAAACGUGUUUGACUGCUUUGCAAAGGUGUUCAAGACAGAAGGACCUUUGGGUUUCUACAAGGGCGUGACAGCCAGCUUCCUCAGGCUUGGCCCCCACACUGUGCUGAGUCUCGUCUUCUGGUCGGAACUGCGGCGAGAGUAUGCACUCUUCUCACAGCCCAGUGUCGAGGCUGCCUGACGACUCGGUGCAUUCUGGUCCCACGUUUAGUUUCUUGCUCCCCUUCUUUGUUCCUUAGACUUGGCAUCAUUGUCAGACAUCCAAGACUUCGCUUGGCAUUACCAAAUGACUGAAGGUGUGCAAAAUUGUGACGCAGCAUGAUCUUUAAUAUUUGUGUGUGCGUUGCCUCUUUGCAGCUACACUGUCAAGAAAGCGUGUUUUAACACUUUGGGCCAAAUGUUCACUUUGCUUAUCUGCUGCAGAGAUAAGUAUGUGACUUGCUGUUUUGUAAGGCUUUGUUCAAGAAAGUACAAAUGCUGUCUUGUUCAGCAUCCGAAGCGUGGUGCUGCCUUGAAGGUGGACUGGUGGUGUUUUGUAAUGACAGGAAAAUGUCUGGUUCAUUGUUCCUCACCCUGUUGAAGCCCUACAGUUAUAAGGAACGGAGCUUCCCUCCUUGUACAGUAUUUAAGCUCCCCUCCACUCUUAUAAAAAAUGGCUCAUCUUGUUUGCUUAUUGAAGACUGUUGGCAGCAUGGCUGAGAUCUCUGUUUCAUACUUUUCACUAGGCACAUAUUGCAAAGUUUUUAGGAUUGGUGGCAGCAGGGCAUCAGCAUUGACUAUGCUGAUGGUGCCCUGUGUUCUCUGUGUGUACAGUUUUUACAUGGAUGUAUUCACUCAAGUGCGCAGAAGCAUGUUGAGCUAUGGAACAAAAUAUGCUGAAGAGGUUUUGAGAGUUUACAAGUGUACAUUCUGAAUGACUGAGAGAUAAAAGCCUCAACUGUUUAUUCCAACAACCUUUAUUAUGAUACCUGUGAAAGAAUAUAUUUCCACUGAUGCUUCUUUUGCCUUGUCUUUUACUGUAGUGGUUUACCUGCAAGCUAGUGUGUGAUCUUAGCUAGAAAGAAAUAUAUAGGAGUAUUUUAACUUUAGUUCAACAUUUUCUCACCCAUAAAACUGGAACUUAAUUUAGGGCAUUGAUGACUGUUUGAUAGCCAAUUUAUGAUAAAAUGUGUGCUUUUUCAGCAAGCUCCUUGUCUCUCCAAAUGGUUGGAAAUGGUUGUUAUGGUUUUGUACAGGUAUAAUUGUAGAACAAGUUGGGUAACACAGCUACUUUCUAUGCUGUUAAUAUAUUUUAUUCAUCUGUAUUUAAUGCUAACAUUAAUCUUAUAUUGAGGAAUCUAGUGCCUGAUCCUGUGAAAUUCUGCCAACUUCAUUUAAUGAAAAAUAGCUGUGUAGCUUUAACUAUAAGAAUGCUAUUUCGAGGUGGAAAUCUUUGUUUAAUUUCCCCUUUGUUGACCUGUGAUCUCCUGUAAAACCAUGUAAAGAAAGCGGAGCUUUCUGAAUAUUGCAGAAUCUCAUCUGUGCUCGUAACUACUUUUGUUGAACCAUCUUGCAUGCCGUCACUAUUUGUACUUGAAGUACAUAUCUUACCAGUGACUAUUUUUCUUUGCCGCUUUUAACCAGUGCUUGAGAUGGUUUAUUUUUCCUUGUAUGACUAAAGCAACAUUUAUUGUUCAUUGCAGAUGCUGCUGUGCUGUUGCAUUUCAUGUGUCCUUAUGUGAAAAACAAUAACUGUAGGUUUGUUUCCUUAUAUUGGCACGAGUAUGUGCAUGCAGUGGAAAGGUGAGGCCCUCUACUUGUGUUUCAUUAGCUUGUGUACCUGUGGGUUCAGAUUUAGAGCACAGGCACAGGUAUUUUCUUUUUUAUUCCCAAGAUGUAUAAUUUAGUGUGGCACUUGUUUCCCACUACGUCAAAGAUGCAUAUUAUUGGACAAUUGGAGCAUAAACCGGAAAAUAAAAGGCAACACUAAA
Dermacentor albipictus is the source of this 3328-nucleotide messenger RNA. Its product is annotated as solute carrier family 25 member 35-like. The record is from RefSeq and is a predicted model, not a curated record. NCBI's taxonomy places the organism in Eukaryota, Metazoa, Arthropoda, Arachnida, Ixodida, Ixodidae.